AUGCCAGAAGUCGAGGAUUGUUGGCUUAAUGUGAAAGUCCAGGUGACGAAUGGGCUCGCCAAGCUGUUCUCAUAUAGCUGGACAUUGGGCAUAUUCCUCUGCAAGAUGGUCCACUACAUGCAGAACGUGUCUGCCAUAUGCUCAGUCUUUACUCUUACAGCCAUGAGUGUUGAAAGGUAUUACGCCAUCGUGCAUCCGAUGAAGGCCAAAUACGUUUGUACGAUCCGCCAGGCGAGGAAGAUCAUCGUGUCCACCUGGCUGUCAUCUUUUCUGCUCGCCGUGCCGAUACUUUUCAUCCAGGUGGAAAUGAAAGUCGGAGACAGGGUGAAGGCGCAGUGGUGCGUCAGGAAUUGGUAUUGGACGACGGCCUGGCGGACCCACGAGCUUUACAUGCUCUUAAUUGUGCUGGUCAUCCCGGCGACCGUCAUGGUGAUCACGUACACGGCGAUCUGCAGGGAAAUAUGCCGCGUUGUUCGACGCCGGUACCAUAUGACAUCGGCGAAAGGGAAUCUGACCUGCGAGAGUUUCCCUCUUGCUAACACAAAUAGGUCAACCAAGUUGAAAUUUAAGUCGAAGUUCAAAUGUGACGACGCCGCGACGGUGAGACAGAUGUCGCACUACAAGAGCGAGAGACAGGUGAUCAAAAUGCUGGUGGCAAUCGUCAUUGUCUUCAUAGUCUGCUGGGCCCCUCUGCUCAUCGACAACGUGCUGACCUCGUGGGAAGUGCUGCCCAGGUUAAGGCACGGCGCUCUCAAGCAGAUGGCAACCUAUUUCCACCUUCUAGCGUACUUCAACAGUUGUGUCAACCCUGUCGUCUACGGUUUCAUGUCGAAGAACUUCAGAGAGAGCUUCAGCAAAGCUCUAUGCUGCCAGGGCCGGGUGCCUAGAAGGCAGCUGUCAUUGAGCCACACGAGGACUACAUCCUUGCGGACGUAUCUCAACUAGGUGAAAUUCAGAGGAGUGAAACCGCUGGGUCCUGCUCAGGCAAAACGAAACCCCACCAAAGGCGAAUCCAGCCAUCGUAUAGUGCAACCUUUAGUGAUGUUCCCGUGUAAAACGAGAAGAAAAAUAAGUGUUACAGGAGGCUUCUCGCUUACAAUCUGCGUACUUUGCGCUUUUCCCCCAUCACCUCGAAAUCAAGUCGCGUUGAAGAAAGAUAAAAGUCGUAAACGAAGGUCUUUUUGGUGAUGAGUACAAAAGGUUUUUUUUUAUAAUCAGAACCGGAAAAAAAAAGAGAAAGAUAAUACCAACAUCUGAAAGGCCGGGUUGGGUCUUAUCGCGGAAUUUUGAAAUGUAUAUAGUUCAGGGGGAUUUUAAUUACGCGCCAGCAAGUCCCGAAAGGGGGUAGGGGAUAAAUUAAAACGUGUCCCGCCUGAUCAACCCGUGUCUCUCGUCGAACCGGAAAAAAAGACUUUUCAAAGCCCCGGGGGCGUGUCAACUAUUUCGCCAGACUGGGUCAAAUUCCGUGAUGGGUUUUUUUUUUUUUUUUUUUUAUUUGAAUCGCCGGACGGGAUUGCUUCUCGGGGUCGAAAACGAGCGGGUUAAAAUUACUAGUGGCUCUCUGCUCUUUGAUGUGUCAAUGCGGAAUAUGUAGGGCCUGUUUUUUGCCACGAUGUAAAUUACAACGUUGAGAGGAAACCGGACAAGUCUGGCGUUUCUCUGCGUCAAAACCACCCUGAAAAAAGAGAGAAACAAUACACUCAGAUAAUAGCGACAAAAAAAAAAUCGUUUUCAAUGUAUAAGACUUAUUCUUGUGUAUCAACUAUAAACAUUUAAUUCUUACAUAAUCCAAAUGUAGAAUUUCAAUUCGUCUUCUAUAACUAUUCACAUUUUUUAAAAAAAUAUAUAUAACAAAACACAACUUGUGCUUCGAGCCAAUUUUAUUAUAAUACAGAUCGUGCAAUAUUUGGUUCCGAGGUGGCUGUGAUAUCAUUCCUCGUUACCUUAUUUCUUUAUUUUAUUUAUUUUUAUUUUUACCUACUCAAUUAAUUCGAAUAUUGACAAGCGAAGAAGCCACCUCCCUUUAUUCUGGCCCCCACCCUUUAGCAAGGUACAAAUUAUCGUGACAUAUUUUUGUCACCAUUCCAUGUGAUGAUUAGUCUUGCUGUCGUGUUUAUCUUUACUUUUUUUAAUUAAUUAAAUUAGCGCGUAAUUUAUUUAUUUCUCUUUUUUAUUAUUUAUAUAAAA
This is a messenger RNA of Cimex lectularius (bed bug), 2187 nucleotides long. Its product is annotated as trissin receptor-like. The transcript has 9 exons. Gene Ontology annotation, biological process: G protein-coupled receptor signaling pathway. Lineage: Eukaryota; Metazoa; Arthropoda; Insecta; Hemiptera; Cimicidae. Gene Ontology annotation, molecular function: peptide binding; neuropeptide Y receptor activity. Gene Ontology annotation, cellular component: membrane. The record is from RefSeq and is a predicted model, not a curated record. The coding region runs from base 1 to 945 and encodes 314 amino acids.